Molecule: messenger RNA, 2109 nt
Organism: Rotaria sp. Silwood2
Lineage: Eukaryota; Metazoa; Rotifera; Eurotatoria; Philodinida; Philodinidae
Source: the annotation of a GenBank genome assembly
AUGCAGAGUGAUGUCUUAAACGAUCAACAACAAUUAUCGAAUGAUAUUGAUUGUUCAUCUUCAUUAUCAACAACACUGAUUUAUUCCGGUUUAAAAUUGCAGCCAAAACCACUUCUACCUACGAUAUCAAUGUCGAGUAUGGCAAGUCCAGUAUCAAUUGUUAAAAAAUUAUCUCUUCCUGAUACUCAUCCAGAUCAUUUAAAUAAAAGUCUUGCAUCAGCUAUAAGACAUUCACCAACACCUACAACUCCAUCAUCAAUUCGUUUAGUGACACCAACAACAGGUAAAUUAUCACCACCAACAACAUUACAAUUUCAAUUUGUUGAUAAAUCAUCAUCAUCAACUACAACAACAAAUGGAGGAUUUUCAACAUCAAAAACUUAUAUAUUUAAUCCUCAACAAACAAAUUCAGCAGGAACACCAUCAUCAUCAUCAUCAUCAUUAGUUACAUUAAUUCCACCAGGCACAACAUCACCAAAAAUUCAAACAUUAAUAUCAUCAACAAAUGAUAUAUCAACCAAUAAUGAUCAUAAUAAUAUAAAACAAUCAUCUUUUUUAUCAAAAAAUCGUCUAACACUUGUUCAACCAAUAAUAACAAAUUCAUCAUCAACAUCAACAUCAUCAACAAAUUCUGUUACACCUAAAUUAGUUAUUCAACAAAAUUCAACAUCAAAUAUUUGGUCCCAACAAACUACAACAAAAAUUCUUUCAGCUAAAAUGCUUUCACGUCCGGUUCAUUUAAUAUCUUCCAAUGAACAUUCAAAUUUAUCAUCACCAACAUCGAAUGAUAAUCCUAUAUUUACAACAAAAAAUUUAGAUUCUGGACAUCAAGCUGUUAUUCAUAUGUCAUUAUUACAACCAACAUCAAGUAGUGAAUCAAUAAAUUCUGUACAACUGACAAAUUUUUAUUCAACACCAUCAUCAGUUCGAAUAUCAACAACAACACAACGUUCAAUGGAUCAUAAUAAUAAUCAUUCAGUAACAACACCAAUUAUUCGUGAAAUACAAACUGAUGAAAAACUUCCUGAUUCAACUAUUAUUAAGAAUAUUCAUCAUAAUAAAAAUUCUAUUAAAAAUCGUACACGUCUUCCAUUACAACCAUCAACACAACAAAUAUCAUCAAUAUUACCACCAACAAAAAAACAUAAAUUACCUGAAGAUGAACAAGUUUCUCUAUCAGAACCACCAAAUAAAAUUGCACAUUAUGAACAGUUUGAUGCAUCUUCGAAUGGGAAAAAGAUUCGUAAAUGUCGUCAUAAACCAUUAUCAAAAAUUUCAUUAGAAAAUACAACACCAAAUCCUGCUCCAUCUCUACCUUUAGCAUCAUCCAUUGGUGUUGAUCCAAAUGAAAGAAUAAUAUCAAAAAAACGUUCAUCAGCUGAAAUAGCUACAGCAGCAAUACUUUCAAGUAAUUAUAUGCGAAAAAAACGAAUACAAAGAAAGAAUUCUGAUGAAACUAUAUCCAAUAAUAUAAAUAAUAAUAAUAUUAAACAUGAAUCAAUAUCAAUAAAUGAUUCAUCAAAUGAAAUUAUUAAUGAUGAAUUACUUAAACGACUUGCACAAGAUUUUGUUUAUGUUAGUAAACAAACAGGCAUUCGUUGGAUUGGCACAAAAACUCGUUCAAAACCAAUGAAUACACUUUUAUCACGUGUUUCAUGGAAACCAAAAAUAAAUCAUUAUGAGAAAUAUUCUGAUAUUAUCCGAAUGAAUCCUAAACGAACUGUACCUAUUAAAAGUCUUGAUACAAUACGAAGAAAAUUAACACAACCAUGGUCAUCAUGGCGUAUUGAUCGAUUGACAACAUAUCUAACUGAUCUGACAGAGGAUGAACAAACGUCGCAAAAUAAUUUGUCUGAUAUAUCUCUAUUAUUAGAUGAACUUAAUAUAAAUGAUCAAUCAACACGAAAUACAAUUGAAGAUUUAAUUGAAGGUAACAUUCAACGACAUCGAUAUUUUUGCGAACAAUUAACACAAAUAUCAACAUUACUUGUUAAUCUACUUGACCAUGGAAAUACUUUACGAGAAAUAUGUUCCACUUCAAAAAUGUCAACAACAACACCAAUAUCAAAUGUAUCUUCAACAACAACAAGAAGAACUAAAGAACGAUAG